Molecule: messenger RNA, 3821 nt
Organism: Xenopus tropicalis (tropical clawed frog)
Lineage: Eukaryota; Metazoa; Chordata; Amphibia; Anura; Pipidae
Source: RefSeq, a predicted model, not a curated record
UUCCAGGGAUGAUAAGAGACAAUGUAGAAUGAGUUGCCCCCUCCCUCCCCUCCCGGAUCAUUAUUUUUAGCAGGGAGGUUUGUGCAGUGAGUGUGAGUGUGUGACACACCCAGCCCGGCCAGCGUCAUGGGGCGUCGUUCCUGUUAAAGGGAAUCUUAUACCCUCACACUAGUAGCCUCUAACCUCAAAUAACUCAGUCUGGGCUCACUAUCGGGGGCAACUUAUCCCUCUCCGCUCGGAUCUGCCCGCUGCCUGCACUGCUUUGCAAGGAGUCCUGCAACUGACCCGCCUGCCCGACACAUCUGCACUAGAAAACCCAAAGCCUUGAGAGAAAAUGCUCCUCUUACUGCUGGGAAUCAUCGUCCUGCACGUGGCGGUUCUGGUUCUUCUCUUCGUCUCUACUAUUGUUAGUAGCUGGCUAGUGGGCAAUGGCUACUCGGCGGAUCUGUGGCAGAACUGCAGCACGACGACCACCGGAACCUGGCAUUGUCUCACCUCGUCCAACAAUGAGUGGCUUCAGUCUGUGCAAGCGAUGAUGAUCCUCUCCAUUAUCUUCAGCGUCCUCUCUUUGUUCUUGUUCUUCUGCCAACUCUUCACGCUCACGAAAGGAGGCCGCUUCUAUAUUACGGGAUUCUUCCAGGUCCUUGCUGCGGCCUGCGUCAUGGCGGGCGCCUCCAUCUUCACGGUGCGGCACAGCGAAUGGCAGACGGCGGUGAACGACCCCAGCUACGGCUUUGCCUACAUCCUGGCGUGGGUGGCGUUCCCCCUGGCCGCCGUCAGCGGCAUCAUCUACAUCAUCUUGCGGAAACGCGAGUAAGGGGCCCGAGGGCCGGUGAAUGGAAAAGCUCCCAACGGAAAGACACCAUUUUAAAACAAAAAAAAAUAAGGGGAACCCAAAGAUUCGAAACCAAAACAUUACAACCUCCCCCCCCCCCAAAAAAAAGAGAGAGAGAGAGAGAGGGCGAGCGAGCGGCGGGGGCAGGUUCCUGUGUUAAUUGAAGAUGUAAAUAGUAUCUAUGGUUUCCGAACCUAUUUAUAACACUUUUUACAUAUGUGUACAUAGUAUUGUUUGCUUGUUUGUGCCCCCUAGCCCCCCUGAGCUAAACCCCGCCCCCCCCAAAAUCAAAGGACAAGUAUUCAUCAUUUGUUGUGCCUUACUAAAUAUGCCAACAGUCUUAAUGUAAAGUGCCACCCUGCCAAUCAAAACAGCCGCCAAAACGAGAGAGAGGUAUUGAAGGCUGCUUUUGAUACUACAAUGAGGUACCAUUCUGCACCCUGCUGUUGCUAAGCGACUCAGCUGCUUUUGAUACUACCAUGGGGUACCAUUCUGCACCCUGCUGUUGCUAAGCGACUCAGCUGCUUUUGAUACUACCAUGGGGUACCAUUCUGCACCCUGCUGUUGCUAAGCGACUCAGCUGCUUUUGAUACUACAAUGGGGUACCAUUCUGCACCCUGCUGUUGCUAAGCAACUCGGCUGCUUUUGAUGCUUCGAUGGGGUACCAUUCUGCACCCUGCUGUUGCUAAGCAACUCUGUGCUUUUGAUACUACAAUGGGGUACCAUUCUGCACCCUGCUGUUGCUAAGCAACUCGGCUGCUUUUGAUACUACAAUGGGGUACCAUUCUGCAUCCUGCUGUUGCUAAGUAACUUGGGUGCUUUUGAUACUACAAUGGAGUACCAUUCUGUACCCAGCUGUUGCUAAGCAACUCGGCUGCUUUUGAUACUACAAUGGGGUUCCAUUCUGCACCCUGCUGUUGCUAAGCAACUCUGUGCUUUUGAUACUACAAUGGGGUACCAUUCUGCACCCUGCUGUUGCUAAGCAACUCGGCUGCUUUUGAUGCUUCGAUGGGGUACCAUUCUGCACCCUGCUGUUGCUAAGCAACUCUGUGCUUUUGAUACUACAAUGGGGUACCAUUCUGCACCCUGCUGUUGCUAAGCAACUCGGCUGCUUUUGAUACUACAAUGGGGUACCAUUCUGCAUCCUGCUGUUGCUAAGUAACUUGGGUGCUUUUGAUACUACAAUGGAGUACCAUUCUGUACCCAGCUGUUGCUAAGCAACUCGGCUGCUUUUGAUACUACAAUGGGGUUCCAUUCUGCACCCUGCUGUUGCUAAGCAACUCUGUGCUUUUGAUACUACAAUGGGGUACCAUUCUGCACCCUGCUGUUGCUAAGCAACUCGGCUGCUUUUGAUACUACAAUGGGGUUCCAUUCUGCACCCUGCUGUUGCUAAGUAACCCCCAGGUCCUUAAAAUACAUAGAGAGGCUGGAGACCUGUGGGCUUUAAACAAGGGUGCCUCUAUUGUAAUUGGUCAAGUGGCGCGGGUGCCCUCUAUGGGUGGCACCGGGAGACUGCCAGAGCUGUAGGAGUACAAAUACCAAGCAGGUUCUAGUCCGAUUUGACCUUUUUAGGGCAUUUAGAGGGAAGGAAAGCAGUAACACACUGGAUUGGCCCUUUCCUUCCCCCCCAAUUGAGGGAAGAGGGCGGCGACGUUGGUUCAGGCCGACGCCCCCCCCGUUCCCCUGUGCUAUUGCUUUCUCCUGCAGUAUUUUGCCUUAUGACCUUCUGAUAAAGGGAGAUGGGCCUUUUUAAUUCAAAUCAACCCGUCGCUGCCGGAAGAGCUCGCAAUCCGUUGCCGGGAGCGACGGGGCCUCGCUCCCGUCUCCGAGAACCAUGUAUAUUUUAUUACUGUAACCGACGCGCAUGUAUGAUACAUAUAUACAAAUUAUAUAGGAAAAUAUAAGGACACAAUUGUUUACUGAAUGUUUUAGUUUCCCCUUUAAUCGUCAGCUCUGCGGCCAAGGGACCUGUAUGGGUCCUUAUAGACAGAUAGGUUAAACAAAAGUGGUGCUAUUAUCCAGUUCUAGACCAUUCCUUUUACUUUUAGCCGGCGUAUAAAGUCUGACCCAAUAACCCAACGGCCCAAUAAAGAUCCGGCAGAACCGGCCGCCAUUAUCUCUAUGUAUUACUGCCGGCGCUGCCCGGGACACGCGGGGCGACUGGGACCUUGCUGUGUGUGUGUGUGUUUGCCCAAUUGAUUCCAGUAAAUGCCUCUGGGGGGGGUCACAUGACGCUGCCCCUCCCCCCAUUUUCUGUUAUGGGGCAAUUGGCGACUAAAUGAAUAAUUAAAAAAAUGGGGCAAUUCGGUCGGUUCUGCUGUGAUCCAGCAACUGGCCCCCUAUUGGCCGAUAGUCACCGCAUUAUGGGAAGGGGGGGGUUUGCCUCUUGGGGCCCCUUAUUUCUAAAGGCCAAGUAAAACCGGCAUAGAGCAGUAUUAUAAUCAUUGAACCAAUCGGCUAAUAUACUGUAAGAAUGGGGCAAGUUAAGGAGUGGGUUGGGGGGGUUAUGAGACAUUUGCCCCCCCUAUAGGAGUAGGUGCAAAUUGCAGUUUGGAAGCGGUUGAGAGCAGCUGCUGUCUCUAUGUUCCCCUCAGCGGCCAAUGGACUGAGAGAGACUGUGUGCGGCCGAACACUAACGAGAUAUCACUAAUUAGCACUGACCAUAACUAACCCCUUGGUAGUCGCGUCCCAGCAGCCCCCGUAAGAUUUCUAUAGGGGGAAUGUGUUAGUUGGCACUAAUGAUAACGAAUGGGGUUCCUGGGGCGACGGCUUGGCGACCCCCCCAGACCCCGCUCUCCAGUGAAGCGGAGGAGACGCUGAACUACUACUCCUUUACUAAGUGCCUUUUGUUUUCCGAAAGCCGAGACCUGGUACUCCGCCCCCUUCUUAGUCUUUGCUCCUCCUUUUCUUUUAUUUUGCCCGAUUUUUUGUAAAAAAUGUCUGUGUGCUAAAUGGAUAAAAACAAUAAAAUUCAGAGUAACUCAAA